This is a messenger RNA of Malus domestica (apple), 1742 nucleotides long. Lineage: Eukaryota; Viridiplantae; Streptophyta; Magnoliopsida; Rosales; Rosaceae. The record is from RefSeq and is a predicted model, not a curated record.
CUUUGGAUGGGGGGACUGAGAACUGCAAACCCUUAAGCAGACCAAGAGACGAGGAGACGAGAAGACGAAGAGUUGUGCGACAGCGUUUUCUGGGUUUCUAUCAUUUCCUAAACAAGUUUUCAAGUGAUUUCUUACCUCGAGAGUUCGUUUGGUAUAGUAAGGAAACUAUCUGAACUAUGGAGACAAGUUCUGUAAUACUAAGCCCGAAAAGGCAGAAGCUGGAUGGUGGAGAAGAGAUGGAAGGAAGGAGAAAGAAAUUAUUUGAUUUGCCUGAUGAGAUUCUUCUAGCAAUUAUCUCCCUACUUGAAACAAAAGAUGCAAUCAGAACAAGCAUUUUGUCUAAAAGAUGGGAAUACUUAUGGACUUCAAUUCCUAAGCUUGAAUUUCGUCAUCAGCCGUCUACUCCAAGAUCUACCAUGUGGAAUAUUGUGGAAAGAGCGCUUCUUCUUUGCGGCCCUGCUGAUAUAAAAGUGUUCGAACUUAAUUUUCCAGUGCUAGGGGAUGCAUGUCGUGUUAAGGCCUGGAUCUCUGCCGCAUUAAGGCGCAAUGUUCAGGAACUUUAUAUCUAUCUCCAUGGCCUCCAGGGACAAUUUUCAUUGCCUCAUUCAUUGUUUACUAAUACAACACUGACGGUUUGUGAAUUAGAUAUUCCUUUCCCAAUCAAGGUUCCUUCUACCGCUUGUUUCUCAAGCCUAAAGAACUUGUCUCUUAGGUCCGUGGUGUUUUCUGAUGACUCAGCGCAGCAUCUGUUUUCUGGUUGUCCGGUCCUUGAGGAAUUAUAUCUAAAAAAUUGCAUUUGGUUGAAUAACAAGUUUGUGAGUAUUUGUUCCCCCAAGCUUUUGACGUUGUUUAUAAAUGAAAGCGAUAUGAUACUUCCUGGAGGUUCAGAAGGUUGUCAGAUUAUGAUAUACGAAGUUAGUCUCCAAAGCUUUUGUUACAGUGGCGAGCUCCAAAACGAGUAUUGCUUUUAUGAUUCCUCCUCAUCAAAAAAAGCGGAGAUCCAUCUUUCUUAUGAUUCUAAUAAGAACCUGAGACAUGCUGGUUACCGGUUGUAUAAGCUCCUUAGAGGGCUCACCAGCAUGGAGGGGCUAACUUUCUCCUCAUAUAAUGCCUUUCGGGUUGUUGUAGCCAAUGCACCAGAACUUCUUUCCAAGAUGCCCAUGUUCAAUAAUCUGACAACCUUUGUAUUGGAAGACGCGGCAUUUAUUGAUGACAAAGCACUAUUGACGAUGCUUCAGUACUUUCCUCAUCUUGAAACACUGAUAUUUGUUGAGGGGUUUGGCCUGUCCCCGGAAUGGGUAGAAGAUGAGGGGGUGUUGGAGCCACUGCCUCCGUGUUUCUUGUCACAUCUUAAGAGGAUUGAAGUCGCUGAAUUUAAUGGAGAUCAGUAUAACGAGCUUAACGCAGUAAGGAUUUUGCUAAAGAAUGCAAAGGUCUUGAAGAAGCUGGAUAUAUCUUGGUAUUUUACGGCGGGGGCAGAGCAGAAAGCGGAGAUCACCAAACAGGUAUUUGAUUUUCCGAGAGCAUCAGGAAGCUGUGAAGUUGUGCUUCGUUGAGUUUUUAAUAUAUGUUUUCGACUUAAGCUUCGUGCUUUGACAUGCCUUCCUUUUGAACCUGUUGACUUGCAAUGAUCUUUUGUGUAAUUUAGCAGGGAUUACUGGCUUAAGCUGUUAUUUGGUAGGGUAAAAAUAUUACCAAUGGAUAUUUUAUCUGCUUUAGUUGGUGAAAAUCUCCUUUUUACA